Thermothelomyces thermophilus ATCC 42464 is the source of this 1643-nucleotide messenger RNA. Its product is annotated as glycosyltransferase family 32 protein. The coding region runs from base 71 to 1351 and encodes 426 amino acids. NCBI's taxonomy places the organism in Eukaryota, Fungi, Ascomycota, Sordariomycetes, Sordariales, Chaetomiaceae. The record is from RefSeq and is a predicted model, not a curated record. Gene Ontology annotation, cellular component: mannan polymerase complex. The transcript is spliced from 2 exons. Gene Ontology annotation, biological process: protein N-linked glycosylation. Gene Ontology annotation, molecular function: alpha-1,6-mannosyltransferase activity.
CACAAGUCGAGCGGCCGCGUCACCAUCGCGGACAGGUCGGUCGCUUGUUGUACUGCGGUACGCCCUCAUCAUGUCACAACAUCCGAAUGAGGUAGCAAGUUCCUCGUUGCCGGCGCAGCUGCUGCACCAUGUUACCCGUCGCCGGCAAAGGUUCUACGGCGUCAUCGCCAUCGCCCUCGUGCUGUUCGCCGCCCUCACCUUCAUCUACGGUGGCUUGGCUACCGGCUUGGACCUGACUUCGUACGUGCCACGACCGAAGGCCCCGUUGCCGCCCGCUCAUGCUGGUGACCACACCGGCGCCGGCAAUGUUGCUCAGGGCGCAGACGGCGAGAACGGGGACCAGAAGGCCCCGGACCCCGCCCCCGUAACCACCAUCACCACCUCGACACAGACGGACUCGGAACCCCAGGUCGCCCCGACGACCACCCAGGAACCCAGCACAAAGGCCGGCGACAAUGCGCAUCAGCCGACCGAGACCGAGGCGGUUAAGGUGGCGCCCGGAAUUCCCCCCAAGAUCUGGCAGAUCAUGCUGCCCAAAAGCGACGUCAAGUCCAAGGAGGAUUUCAUCGCCGAUCCCAAGGUUCUGUCUGAAACACCCUCUUGGCUGGCCCUGAACCUGGACUAUCAAUACACGCUCGUGGGCCACAAGGGUGGCGAGGAGUUUGUGCGCAAGCACUUUGGGCACGACCCCCGCAUUCUCGAUGCGUACCUGCACAUGCCCAACGUGGGCAUGAAGUCGGACCUGCUGCGGUACCUGCUGCUCUCGGCCGAGGGGGGCGUCUACACCGACACGGACACGGUCGCGCUGCGGCCCAUCGACGAGUGGAUCCCGCCCCAGUUCCGCGACAAGGCGGCCGUGGUGGUGGGCAUCGAGUUCGACCGGCGCGACGGCCCCGCCUGGGUCGACAUCUCGCACUGGGUCCAGUUCUGCCAGUGGACCAUCGCCGCCGCGCCCGGCCACCCCGUCUUCGACAAGAUGAUCGAGCGCGUCCUCUACUCGCUGCACCAGCUCGAGCUCGAGCACGGCAUGCCCUUCUCCGAGCUCAAGAAGCUCGGCAGCUUCGAGGUCAUGAACUCGACCGGCCCGGCCGCCUGGACCGACGUCGUCUGGGCCCAGCUGCAGGAGUUCGACAGCUCCCUCACCGACAUCAGGAACCUCUCCUACAUGGACGAGCCCCGCCUCUACGGCGACGUCGUCGUACUGCCCAUCGACGGCUUCGGCAUGGGCCAGCCCCACUCCGAGAGCACCAACGACGGCACCAUCCCGCCCGAUGCCCUGGUCAGGCACCUCUUCAGCGGCUCGUGGCGGGGCGACAAGAAGGAGAAGAAGAAGCGGCGCAGCCAAGACUGAUGGAUGGCCGGAAUAGGACCACUACCUUUCAAACGUGAUUUUUGGGUGCACAUGAGCGGCUGGUUUGGCAUGAUGAUUUAGACUCCAACCUGUAUUAUUGAUAUCUAGAGCUUCGUUUUCUCGGUUCGGAGUUGGGAACGGGAAUCGAUUAUGAAUCGGCCAUAUGGGGAUGAACGAGAGCAGCAGCAGCAGCAAGGUUGAGUGAGACAUCUCUGAAAGGAUCAUUCUUGGUUUGGCUUGACAAAACGUGUUGAAUAUUGUCAUGCAAAAAAUGAAGGCAUAUCAAAAUCUC